AUGAUUUUAUUUCUUUAUAUAUAUAUAUAUAUAUGCAUAUUAAUCUUCAGACUUUAUUGGCAUUACAAACCAAUUCUUUCAUCUUCUUCUCUAUCUCUCUUUUGGCUCUCUCCAAUGGAGUCUCGCUACUCGAGCAGUGUUUUUCUCUUUCUCCUGUGGGUGGUGUUGUCAUUUCCAAGUUCCACCUUCGGUUUGAGGUCCUGCCAUUUUCCGGCAAUUUUCAACUUCGGAGACUCGAAUUCCGACACCGGAGGUCUGUCGGCAGCAUUUGGACAAGCACCACAUCCAAACGGAGUUACAUAUUUCCACACCCCAUCUGGACGCUAUUCUGAUGGCCGUCUGGUCAUUGACUUCAUAGCGGAGAGCUUGGGAUUGCCCUACCUUAGUGCUUAUUUAGACUCGGUGGGUUCAAACUUUAGCCAUGGAGCCAAUUUUGCCACAGCUGGAUCAACCAUUAGACCUCAAAACACUACCAUUUCACAGAGUGGAUAUAGUCCAAUUUCAUUGAAUGUGCAAUUUAUUCAAUUCUCAGAUUUUCAUAGGAGAACACAAAUUUUCCUGAAAAAAGGAGAAUUAUUUAAGAAAUUGUUGCCGAAGGAAGAUAGUUUUUCUCAAGCCCUAUAUACCUUUGAUAUUGGCCAAAAUGAUCUCACUGCUGGUUACAAACUUAACUUGACCACUGAACAAGUUAAGGCAUAUGUUCCUGAUGUUCUGAGCCAGUUAUAUAAUACCAUUAAGAAUGUGUAUGGUCAAGGAGGAAGAUCAUUUUGGAUACACAAUACAGGCCCUGUCGGCUGUCUGCCCUACAUUUUAGACCGGUAUCUUGUCACAGCAGCCCAAAUUGAUAAAUAUGGAUGUGCCACUCCAUUCAAUGAAGUGGCCCAAUAUUUUAACAUCAGAUUAAAAGCACUAGUGGCCCAACUUAGGAAAGAUCUCCCUGAGGCUGCAAUCACCUAUGUGGACGUCUAUUCAGUCAAGUACACCCUUAUCAGCCAAGCCAAAAAAUAUGGAUUUAAGCUGCCCCUUGUAGCAUGUUGUGGUCACGGUGGAAAGUACAAUUUCAAUAACAACAUGAGGUGUGGAAGCAAGAAAACAAUCAAAGGAAAAGAAGUUUUGAUCGCCAAAUCAUGCAGCAAUCCAAGUGUCAGGAUUAAUUGGGAUGGGAUCCACUUCACAGAGGCUGCUAACAAGUGGAUAUUUGAACAAAUUUCUGAUGGAUCAUUUUCAGAUCCACCAAUUCCAUUGAAGAUGGCAUGUCACAGAAUGGACCUAUGAUUUUUUUUUUCUCUCUCUCUCAAAAAAAAAAAAAAAAAAAACGAAGUGCCCUUUUUUUUUAUUCUAAAAGGUAAUUUGCAAAAGUAAGGGAAAAAGGGAACAAUCUUUUUUAUUGUUCCACAUUGGAAUGCUAGGAUUAACAAAUUAUUUAUUAUUGGAUUUGUUUUUGACUAACAAUAAUUGUAGCCUUUGGACGGUUUUCUGA
This is a messenger RNA of Ziziphus jujuba (common jujube), 1480 nucleotides long. Its product is annotated as GDSL esterase/lipase At3g26430. The record is from RefSeq and is a predicted model, not a curated record. NCBI's taxonomy places the organism in Eukaryota, Viridiplantae, Streptophyta, Magnoliopsida, Rosales, Rhamnaceae. Gene Ontology annotation, molecular function: hydrolase activity, acting on ester bonds. The transcript has 5 exons. The coding region runs from base 1 to 1275 and encodes 424 amino acids.